AUGUACGGUUCAUCACCAGGUCAUAGCGAAGAUGUCUUGAUAUCUGCUGAUGGUCUUACUCCGAUGAAUAAUGAAGCUCGUAUACCGGAAGGCGGGUUCGCAUUGCUGUCAACAACACCACAAAAUGCAGCACUUGCACAUUUCAUUUCGGCGCUUACAUUCGAUCCAUACCAGGAACUUGUUUGGACUGGAAAUAAUAUGGGACGUGUGGUGUCGUUUUAUGGUGCACAGCUUGACAAGUAUACGGCAUUUCUAUCAACAGCUAAUUCAGGCAUUCGCGCAUUGCUUGCUUCAGAAACUGUUAUUUUCUCACUAACAUCUAAGCGUUUAAAAGCUAAUCGCAGACAAGGCAUUUCGUUAUUUACACAUACAUCCGACCACAUGACUGAUCUUACCUGCAUGCAUCGACUUUCGGAUGUACCGCAUAAAUUAUUGCUAGGUGGAAAUCAGCAACAAAUCAUACAGUUUGAUAUGGAAACACAAAAAGAAAUACGAAUUGUUUCUGUUAAACAGAAAAAUUGCUUGGCUUUGCGAUCAAAUCAGAAAUUUUUAUUCAGUUCUGAUUCGGAGGGAAACGUAACACUCCGACAUCUUACAACAGUGGAUGCAAUCCAUGCCUUGCAAGCUCAUCAGGGAUCAGUAGCUGAUUUUGAUGUUUGCGGCAAUAAACUUAUUACAUGCGGUUACUCUCCAAGAUUGGGUAAAAUGGCAGGUGAUCGAUUCAUAAUGAUCUAUGAUUUAAGAACACUGCGCAGUUUGCCCCCAGUACCCUUACCAGUGGCACCAUCAUACUGCAGAUUUCUACCAUCUUAUUCGGAUGGUCGGAUUAUGGUUUGCUCUCAAACUGGUGAACUGAUUAUAAUGGACUUAAAUGAGCAAUCUAGUCAGAUGCCUAUUCAGUUGGAUACAAAUGGCUUUGCUAUUACAUCUCUUGAUGUAUCCACUUCGAAGCAAUGCAUUUCUUUUGGUGAUCAAACAGGUUUGAUACACCUCUUUUCGGAUCGAAUGGAACCGAUCUUUAAUGAAAGUUCAUGGGGCACAGAUUUUCCAGAUCCAAUUGCUUUCCAUCCACCCGUGAAUAUCGACGAUCCGGAGCCCUCAUAUGGGGUGUUUCCCCUCCCGUUUCCAAUGGAUGAUCAUUAUGCUUCGGAUUGGCCUGAACAGUUGUGCAUUAGACGGUUUAGACAACCGGACCCUAUAUCGGAAAAGGUGAUUGAUUCAAUGCGCAUGGUGCAAUUUGUUGGAUAUGCUCAUAAUCCUCGUGCUGGUACGCCAUUACGCAGCUUCAACGUUUGUCCAUAUACAAAUUCUGUUCAUGAUAAAUGCUUCUCAAAUGCGAUGAAAAAUGAUGAACUGCUUCACAUUCCGAAGUUUUAUUUGCGUACCGAAGGAAGGUCACCUUUUAAAGCUGAAGAAAUUGAUUUUAAGCGAUAUAAUCGCACUGAAUUCAACGCAUUAGAAAAUACUGUCGAAACAAGUCCUGCAUGCAUGCUUCUGCUUGCUAAGAAUUUUAUGAAAACUUUUCGAUCCAUUGAUGAUGGUAAAAGGUGGGCAAAUGCAAUUGCUAAUGCAAGUUUGGCUGAAGCAGUUCACUUAUUUAUGCAAGUUUUUAGCAAAGUACUGGAUAAGGAACUUUCUGAAACGACAGCUGGAGUGGCGCUUCGGAAGGAAUUAGAGAUUUCAUUUACUUUGAAUAAUCACUGUAUCCGGUGUUCCGAGCAUUAUCAGUCAGCCUUGUCGCAGCUUUAUAUAUCAUUAGCAUACCCAACAAAUAAUGAAAAAAUUGGAUUUUGUACAUUACUCGAAAAAACUCUAAACUGUCCCGAACAAAAUGAAGCUAUCUGCCAAAAGUGUGGGAAACUAGCACGGUUUGCAUCAACACGUCGUGUGCGUUUACUGCCGAAUAUUCUCUCUUUAGAUAUGACAGCCACUACAGAAGUGGAACAAGCAUUUUGGAUUUCUCAUAUUCAGGCAUUUGAAAGUCGAACAGUGCUGGCACCGAGUUCAGUGACAGAUCAAAAGCUAAAGCCCUGUAGAUACGGCACUGAAUGCAAAAAUCCGAGUUGUCGAUAUCUUCAUAAUAAUGACAGUAAAUCUGAAACAGUAAUACCAACGACCGAAUGCACUGCCUCAUAUCUUGAAUGUUCUCACUAUCUACCAAAUUCAGUACAUAUCAAAAUAACGGAUGGUAUUUGUACGGUUUCGGAAAAUAAAAUGGAAAAUAGUACAUCAUUUUAUCUAGCAGCAGCCGUAUUUAUCAUCAACCAAAAUGAAGAAAAGGAAAAUGAAGAGCAUUUAGUCACUGCGAUAAAAUCAAAACAGGAUUCUUGCUGGAUAUUAUUCAACGAUUGGUCUGUUACACAAAUCUCAGAAAAUGAAGCAUUACAUCUACAUGCUUCUUGGAAAUUACCAGCUAUCCUGUAUUAUGUGCAGGAUAAAGAAAAUAGUGGUAAAGAAGCUGCCAAAGAUGAAAAUCGUGCUAUAAUCCCACGAUCUGUAUUCUGGAAUGAUCUGGAUUCAAACAAAAUCAAGAUACCGGAACGAGGAAGUGAAGUUGCGAUCUAUGCGAAAUACACAGUCAGCGAGACUGGCGAAAAGUUGAUAUCUGAAGUUUCUGCAGUCGACGAAGAUGGUAGCUGUUUCAUGAACAGUGUUAUAAAAGAACCAGGAGUAAAGAGUGAUAUAGAUAAUUCACAGACGCUGAAGAGAGUAUCUUUGAAACUUUUAUAUUUGAUUCAAGAAAAAAUGACAAUCAUUGGAUACAAAAUUGAACACCUGUUUGGAAUGCUAAAUAUCCACGUGCCGGAAGAGCAAGUAAAAGACAUUGUGUCACUUUAUCGCUCAUUGUUCAAACGUUCGCUUUCAUUAAAUGCUUUGGCACAGCAUUUUUUUGGCGAGUCAGUGGAAGAAGAAGAAACCGAUCCAAUUGAUCUUGCACGUUUGUCGCUCCGAUUGCACACAAAAUUCAAUGAAUUAAAGGAAGCCGACGAGGCAGAUAUCAAUAUUGCUGCAUUAACUCAAUCAUUGGAGACAAAUCUUUCUUAA
Acanthocheilonema viteae is the source of this 3045-nucleotide messenger RNA. Lineage: Eukaryota; Metazoa; Nematoda; Chromadorea; Rhabditida; Onchocercidae. The record is from the annotation of a GenBank genome assembly.